UGCGUUCGCUGCACUGUUUUGGCGUGUUUAACUGGGGUUUCCCGGCUCGACAUUCCGUUCCCGCUUCGACCUUCGUUUUACUGACACCGUCUCGACCUUCCGUCCUAAUAGUUGAGCGAGCGUACGAGACUCUCGCGAUGAAGGCGAAGGUAGAUAGACCAGAGGACAAGGAGGGGUAUAAAGUCAUUAUUAAGGGGAUGCGAAUUUCCAAACUUGAUUUCUUCCGCCUGAGCUUUUCCUCCGUUCAAGGAGUCGACGUCUGCAGAAUCUUCCUAAGCAUUUGCCUGUGCAAGCCAAUAAUCUCGUGCAAGUCUCUAAUAAGACGUCAACAUGGAAGCUACACAAGCCCUCAACAUCACGGAAGCGUCAAUAAGUCAGUUACAGAAUGUGCUGGGUAACUCUCUAAUCACGAGCGUAGACCUUGUCGCGCGCUUCCUCCAUCGGAUCGGCAAAUACGAUCACCGCGGGCCCUCAUUCAACUCCAUCUGCAUCAUCAACCCUAAAGUCUUUGAUGAGGCACAGGCCUCGGAUGACUACCGCGCAUCAGGCCGCCCCCCACGAUCUUUAGAAGGAAUCCCAUUUACCGUCAAAGACAGCUACAGAGUUGAGGGGCUCACGGUUGCAGCUGCAUCCCCAGCCUUCGAAAGCCUCGUAGCGUCUUCGGAUGCCGCCGUCGUUGAGCUCCUACGCGCUGCGGGUGCGGUGCUGAUUGGGAAGACUACCAUGCCUCCCAUGGCCGACGGAGGAAGUCAGCGAGGUCUCUACGGUCGUUCGACCAGUCCUUACAACCCCGAGUACUUGUGCACAAGCUUCGCGUCUGGCUCUUCAUACGGCUCCGCAGUAUCAACGACAUCCUCAUUCGCCCCUAUUGGCCUCGGUGGCGAAACAGUCUCAUCAGGUCGAGCGCCGGCCUCGCACAACGCGCUGGUGGGAUACUCGCCGUCGAGAGGCGCCAUUCCUUCUCGAGGUCAUUGGCCGUUAUACCCGACGUGUGACGUUGUCGCACCCCAUACCAAGUCUGUCGCUGAUAUGUUGGCGCUUCUGAACACUAUUGUUGCCGACGAUGCGCACCCGAGAGGUGACUUCUGGCGUGAACAAACGGUUGUGCCUAUCCCGCUUAGCUCUGAUGUCCGGCCACGGGACUUUCUAUCCCUCAUGGAUCCGGAGGCGUUGAGAGGAAAGCAUAUUGCUGUCCCCAAGUGUUACAUCGGGAAGCAAACUUCUUCCGGGUACUCUGCGGUCUGCUCAGAAGCCACUCGGCAGUUGUGGGAACAAGCUCGAGUUGACCUUGAGACGCUAGGUGCCAAAAUUACUGAAACCGAUUUUCCUCUGGUCGAGAACUAUUCCACGCAGCUCUUUCCUGGUCAGGCUGCCAAUGUGCCAGGCAUCCCGAGUACCUGGAUUGAUACCGAGCGGUGUCAGAUGAUUGCCACGGCAUGGGACGACUUUCUGCGCAAUAAUGACGAUCCGGGGUGCCCUUCCCUGGAGGGUGUUGAUUACCGCCAGAUCAACCCCGACUUCGCUCCGUUGGAUGAUCGGUCGGAGCACACCGAGCAGCAGAACCAUGUCCGGUACGCAGAGAUGAUUGACUUCAUCCGCAACCGGCCCAACUCCAUCUACGAUCUUCCUGGUUGUGCAGAUGCGUUGAUCGCUCUCGAGAAAGCUCGCAAGAGAGACUUGGAAGACUGGAUGGACGAGAACGGCUUUGAUGUUGUCGUCUUUCCCACGAAUGGCGACGUCGGAAGAGCUGAUUCUGAGGACAAUCGCGAGUCCAUGGCAUACUCCCUACGAGACGGUUUGAAGUAUUCCAACGGUAGUCGCGCCUUGAAACACUUGGGUGUGCCCGCCAUCACUGUGCCGAUGGGAACGCUGUCUGACAGAAAGAUUCCUGUCGGGUUAACAUUCACGGGCAAGGCUUGGGCCGACCGCGAGCUAUUGCGAUAUGCAUAUGCAUUUGAGUCCUCAAGACGACGAAGAGACAGCCCAUCAUUGGCACCUCAGCUGGACACUGAUAUUAUCUCGGUCAGUUUGAAUCGGGGACAUGUCCAGCACUCGAGCAAGAUGGAGUUGGUCGUCUCUCGUGUGGUUGUAGAAGAUGCCUCAGCAGGAGCCUUGGAAAGCCGCUGUGUCGCUCUCAGCGGGUUAUUGGAAGUCGGCAAUUCGUCUGAGGAGCCACUGUCGAUGCAGGUCUUCGUCAAUGGAGAUCGGAUGGAGUCUCCGAUACUCAAGGGUAGCCGAUGGGAAUGGUCUGGAUUGUUGGAAUGGGAGAAGAUCAAGGAGAGAUACCCAGUUCAGGGCAAGAGUUGACUCUUUGCCGUCUCCGGUUACUUUCUGCAAAGAAAUACAAAAGCAACUCGCUAACUUUGGAUUGCUUGAUGCCCAAGCUACUGCAGAUGUGCGAGCUUUUCAUGUCGAAAUUCAGUUCCUGGCUCCAUUCGUUUAAGCUUAGGUUGCCCCGGUUGUUAAUCUUGUUCCUCUUUUUGUGCGUGCUGCCGAAAGUUUUACCGAGAAAGAGUGCCGAGGAAUAGC
This is a messenger RNA of Colletotrichum godetiae, 2529 nucleotides long. Its product is annotated as amidase. The coding region runs from base 331 to 2307 and encodes 658 amino acids. NCBI's taxonomy places the organism in Eukaryota, Fungi, Ascomycota, Sordariomycetes, Glomerellales, Glomerellaceae. The record is from RefSeq and is a predicted model, not a curated record. The transcript has 2 exons.